AUGCGGAAUUACAUUUCUGGUGCAGUGAGUAUGAUACGUGUGGAAGUGCAGAAUGCUGAUGUUUCCAUCAGUGAUGAAAGGAUUAUUGGAAACCCCCACGGAAACUCUGGGACGAGCUUAAUUCUUUUGUCUGAUGAUGAUACAGGUUUUAUGCCUUACAGAAUUGAUAAUUUCUCUAAGGAGAGACUACGAAUUUACCAACAACGGUGUGAAAAUUUUGAAACUAUAAUCCACUCUUACACAUCUUGCCCUUAUGCCUGGGAUGAACCCUGUUAUGUGCAUCGUCUUAUUGUUGAGGUUGCUGGCGAACGCUUCAUAGGGUCAUAUGCUCUUGAUGAUGUAAAAGAGCACAGGCAUGUAUACUUACCUUCAACUUCUGAGAAACCUGAAAGAACUUUACUUGUUUCUGUCCAUGCUGAAGGAGCGACGAAGGUUCUCAGUAUUAUUGAUUCAAGUUAUCAUAUUUUGAAUGAUGAGAAGGGUUCACCUGUUCCCCGGUCAAAGGAGAAAAGAAAACAUGACCAGAAACAGGAAACUUCUGUUGAUUACAGCGAAAGGAUAUCAGUUAGUCUUCCUUCCAUUGGAAUCUCCAUAGUGAAUGCUUACCCACAGGAGUUGCUUUUUGCCUGUGCAAAGAACACAAUGAUUGAUCUUGUCCAGAGUAUGCAUCAACAAAAGUUUUCAUUCCAAAUUUCAUCCUUGCAAAUUGACAACCAGUUGCACAAUACUCCAUACCCUGUUAUCAUGUCCUUCAACCAGGAGCAUAAAAGCAGUUCAGUGGGCCUGAUGAAAACUAAGGAGAACACCACAAAGAUGAAAAGUGAAAGUGUGACACAAAUUAGAACUGAGUGUGAACCCGUGCUCUCCUUAGCUGCAGCAAUGUGGAGGAAUAAAGAUGUAUCAUUGGUGUCGUUUGAAUAUAUAAUCCUAAGAGUAGCAGAUGUUCGCCUUGAACUUGAGCAAGAAGUGAUAUUGAGCUUGUUUGAUUUCUUUAAAACUGUCUCGUCACGGUCUCAGAGCAAUUUUUUGUCAUAUAUGGAUUCCACUCUACAACCUCUUUUCUCCAAAUUGGGUUGUGUAAGGGAGUCGGCUCCAUAUGCAGUGGAUCAUGAGUUUGUCAAAGCAAAUAGGGAUCGUGAAACAAACCCUAUGCAUUUAUCAGUAGGUCCAAUUGGUGCCCCUUGGCAGCAAAUUUACCUCCUGGCUAGAACACAGAAGAAAAUAUAUGUUGAAAUGCUUGAUUUGGCCCCCAUUAAGUUGACUCUAAGCUUUUCCAGCGCCCCAUGGAUGCUUAGACAUGGGGUUCUUACAUCUGGAGAAUCUCAUAUCCAUAGAGGUCUUAUGGCUCUUGCUGAUGUUGAGGGAGCACAAAUUCAUCUUAAGCAUCUGAUAAUUACACAUCAGUUGGCUAGCUGGGAAUCCAUACAAGAGAUCUUCAUCAGGCAUUACAUGUGGCAACUUCUUCACGAGAUCUACAAGGUGUUUGGCUCUGCUGGUGUUAUAGGCAAUCCCAUGGGAUUUGCAAGGAGUGUGGGCCUUGGCCUUAAAGAUUUCUUGGCUGUUCCAGCCAGGAGUGUUUUGAAGAGUCCUGCUGGACUUAUUACAGGCAUGGCACAAGGCACCACAAGUCUAUUAAGUAACACAAUUUAUGCCUUAAGUGAUGCUGCCACUCAAUUCAGCAGAGCCGCGCAGAAGGGUAUUGUUGCAUUUACAUUUGAUGACCAUGCUGCUGCUAAAAUGGAAUAUCAACAAAAGGGUACAUCCUCAAAUAGCAAAGGCGUGAUUAAUGAAAUUUUGGAGGGACUCACUGGUCUCCUCCAAUCACCAAUUAAAGGAGCCGAGAAACAUGGGCUUCCUGGAGUUCUCUCAGGUGUAGCCAUAGGAGUAACAGGGCUUGUGGCCAGACCCGCAGCCAGUAUCCUUGAGGUCACUGGCAAAACUGCACAGAGUAUCAGAAACCGAAGCAAGCUACACCAGAAGAGAAACCAGCGCCUUAGGCUUCGUCUCCCUCGACCUCUGAGUAGAGAAUUUCCCAUGAGGCCUUACUCUUGGGAAGAAGCAGUUGGAACAUCGGUUCUUGCAGAGGCUGAUGAUGGCUUGAAGUUAAAAGAUGAGACUUUAGUCAUGAGCAAAGCACUUAAACAGGGUGGUAAAUAUGUUAUUCUCACCGAGAAACUAAUCUUAGUUGUUUCUUGCGCCAGUUUGGUGAACUUGGGUAGGCCCGAGUUUAGAGGCAUUCCUGCUGAUCCGGAGUGGGUGAUAGAAUUAGAGAUUGGAAUGGGUAGUGUAAUCUACGCUGGUAUUGAGGAAGAAGUGGUACAUAUUGUUGGAAGCAAUUCAGAUACAUUGUUGAGGCAAAACCAGCACAAACAAAAAAGAGGGGGUGGAAAACAAUCCCCAAACCCACUACCACUUUUUCAAACCAUCUUGGAGUUCACAUGCAAGGAAGAAGCAGCGGACUUUUUACAAGUACUAUUGUCUACAAUUGAGAGGGGGAAAGAACAAGGUUGGGAGGGUGUGUAUCUUCUGCAUCAGAGUCAUCUCAAGUAA
Messenger RNA from Ilex paraguariensis (yerba mate), 2550 nucleotides. Lineage: Eukaryota; Viridiplantae; Streptophyta; Magnoliopsida; Aquifoliales; Aquifoliaceae. The record is from the annotation of a GenBank genome assembly.